AUGGACUACGAGCAGUACAACGCACUCCCCACUCUCGAACAAGCCAACGAGGCUUUCACUCCUCAGGAUCGCGAUAGGAUCCUGCCCAAGCUCACACAGCUUUUCAACACCCCUGCUUAUCGCGACACCUACGCCUUCGGGCUCGUCCACCGACACUUUGAACUCAAAUCUGGGGAGCAAAUGGUCACCACCAAUCUCGUCACCUCGCCCGAGAUCCUUAAUCCCCAAGAUCCCACCGUCGUACCCGAUAGGUGGACCGCGGAUGGUGUUGCGUUCGAGUAUACGCGCCUUAAUCCUGGGGCGACAGCGACGCCUGUUCCGUCUGCGGAGCUGUUGAAGGCCUUUCGUGCCAUUGUUGGGCCGGAGUUGGGGAGAUAUGUUGGGAUUUUUACCAAUCCCAAGCUUGGUCCUGGGAGGACCCUGAUGGACGGCACUGAGAAUGCUGAGAAGCGACAGCAGUCCCUCCGUAUCGUCGAUAUUUUAAGUAGGGCUGGGUGCAGCUGUGGCCCUGGUGGAGGCUGUGAGUGCGGCGCCUGCCCUGAUCCGAAAGCCUGCGAGCACUGGAUCACUGCUGCAUGGUUUGCCUAUCAAGGAGAAGAUUCUAACAUGGCGGUUGCGAUGGAGUGUGUCAAGUGUAAUAUUCGGUGCCCUUAG
This is a messenger RNA of Coprinopsis cinerea okayama7#130, 654 nucleotides long. RefSeq lists its product as hypothetical. Lineage: Eukaryota; Fungi; Basidiomycota; Agaricomycetes; Agaricales; Psathyrellaceae. The coding region runs from base 1 to 654 and encodes 217 amino acids. The record is from RefSeq and is a predicted model, not a curated record. The transcript has a single exon.